AUGGCCUCUGAAACUGCCCAGUGGCUAUGCGUGCAGAGGCAGCAGCAGCAGGAGCCGCAGCAGCAGCAAAGGCAGCAGCAGCAGCAGCAGCAGCAAAGGCAGCAGCAGCAGGAAGAGAAGCAGCAAAGAGAGCAGCAGGAAGAAAGAAAGCAGCAGCGAGAAAGAGUGCAGCUGCAAAGGCAGCAGCAGCAGCAGCACGAAAAGCAGCAGCGGGAAAUGGAGCAACAGAAAAAGAAGCAGCAGCAGCAAAGCGAGCAGCAGCAAAGGCAGCAGCAGCAAGGAGUGCGGCAGCAGAAAGCCAAUGAGCUAGAGGGGAAAGAGCAGCAGGAGAAGCAGAGAAGGAGCAGCAAACGAAGAGACGAGCAGCAGCAGCAGCAGCAGCAGCAGCAGCAGCAGCAGCAACAGCAGCAGCAGUGA
Messenger RNA from Eimeria necatrix, 417 nucleotides. RefSeq lists its product as hypothetical. The record is from RefSeq and is a predicted model, not a curated record. Lineage: Eukaryota; Apicomplexa; Conoidasida; Eucoccidiorida; Eimeriidae. Bases 1 to 417 code for a protein of 138 amino acids. The transcript is spliced from 2 exons.